AGUACGUGAAUCCUGCCGUAAGGAUGCACGUGUCCGCACAGUCGCGGCGUUUGAUUACUAACAUUGUGGCACAUUUAAAAUAAAACAGCUUAAGUAAAAACGGCCGAAAAUAAAAAAGUAAAACAACGGCUAUUUAAUAACUGAAUCCCAGUCAAGAGCAGAAGCAACAACAACAGCGUACGACUCACGUACAAGACGGAUACAUAAAAAUGCGACACUGUUCUCCGUGUGUCCUGUGUCUGUGUGUUUGUAUGUGUGUGUAACAGUGUUUUGUGUGCUUGCGUGUUCGAGCGAGUGAGUGUGUAGUGUAGUGCUUAUGUGGCAUACCUAUAAAGCUGUACCUAAUGUCAUGCAUACAUAUACAUAAAAAUAAUAUAAUACAAAAGGCAUCGUUGUCGUUGUCGUUGUUGUUGUCGUCGUCGCGUUCCUCUUCCCCGCCUCUAUCUCUGUCCCUGUCCAUAUCCAUUGUCGUUGCCGUUGCCGUUGGUCGAGUGCUAAACGGAAAUAUUUGGUAGUCCAGGUUAUUAACAUCAAGGAAAGAAAAAACAGACACUGAAUGGAGAGAAAGGAAAAGCAACAAUGGAAUCCAAAAUAAGCGGCAAUUGAAGCGAGAAAUGUGUGCACACAUAAAUGUAGGGAAUUCAUUAAUUAUUCCGCAUUGCGCAAUCGAUUGUCAAAUAAAUCAGUUCUGAAAAACGUACAAUAAGCCAAUUGAAUUGGCUCAAUAUGGAGCCAGGAUCAUGCGGGGAAUAUUCAUAGUGCUUUUUAAUACAGUUGCUAUAUCUGAGACGCUAAGCUCACCCCCAAGGAUGUUCAUCUAUGUUGAGGCAUAGGAAAAGCCAUAGAAUACAAAUAUAUAAACAAAAGGAAAGUCAGCUGGCAGUUCAUCGAUCAACUUGGAAACAUGUCGACGGAGUAUUCGAGGCCCCCACUAAAAGUGAUUUGGUUAAUACAACUCUGGUUGCUAUUGCUGCUAUUUGAAAGCGGCUUGGUCAUCAGCGAAGUGCCUCCACAUUACUGGGAAACACCGUAUUCCCAGCCCUACUUUGACAACUCCUCCCGGCGCGAGGUCACGGCAACCGUCGGCCAAGCGGCCCUGAUGCAUUGCCGCGUACGGAAUCUGGGCGACCGGGCGGUGUCCUGGAUACGCAAGCGGGACCUGCAUAUACUGACAGUUGGUAUACUGACAUAUACGAACGAUCAGCGCUUCCAGUCGUUGCACUCGGAGGGCUCCGAUGAGUGGACGUUGCGGAUAUCAUCGCCACAACCUCGAGAUUCUGGCACCUAUGAGUGUCAGGUGUCUACUGAGCCAAAAAUCAGUCAAGGUUUUCGUCUGAAUGUUGUUGUGUCGCGUGCUAAAAUUCUUGGCAAUGCGGAGCUGUUCAUCAAGAGCGGCAGCGACAUUAAUCUCACCUGCCUGGCUAUGCAGUCGCCGGUGCCACCAUCGUUUAUCUACUGGUACAAAGGCAAGCGGGUCAUGAAUUAUUCGCAGCGUGGCGGCAUUAAUGUCAUCACCGAGCGCUCGACGCGGACCAGCAAGCUGCUGAUAGCCAAGGCCACGUCGGCGGAUUCUGGCAACUACACGUGCUCGCCAAGUAGCUCAGACUCCGCCUCGGUGGUGGUGCAUGUCAUAAAUGGCGAACAUCCGGCCGCCAUGCAACAUGGCAACAGCAGUGCCAGCUCCUUGAGAUGGAGACCCGUGCCUUUACUUGCCAUCACGACGACGACGACGACAGCUGCAUUUGCUGUCACUUGGAACUGUAACUGGAACUGGUACUGUAACUGGAGCAACGUCGGUUUGUUUGUUACUUGGCUUCCCGCGGCGCUUGCCAACUCCUGGAGACGCCACUGGAGCACGAGUUGGAGCUGAUGCUGCGGCAAACUGCUGAACGACAGUCCCGGCCUAGUUGGGGCAGUUGCAAUUACUCGUAUCUUCUGUUUAGUGUUAAUGAUGAUGCAUUUAAUGUGUGUGUAUGUGUUUUGAACGUAAGUAAAGUUGAGAAACUGUGGUAAACUGUGGUGUACAUAAUGCAAGUCCUUUAAACGAGUAUUAUCUAUAAGAAUAUUCAAAUUUAAGAGAGCAUUCCAAUGACAGCCAUGCUGACUAAAUGAAAGUAUUAAGAUGGAAACUUUUUAAAACAAACCUAAACUAAGAUUACAUCGUAUAUACAAUAUCAAAGCAAAUGAUAACGAAAGUAAAGCUAACUAAAACUUUACAACUUUUCCUUUCUACGCUCUCCAUUUCAUUCCGUUCAAGCUGAAAAACAUUUUCUUUAUUAUUUCGCCAAUUUCUUUGUGGGCUUUAUAAAUUAAAUAUUUCGAUAAACACAAGUUUAUUUAUCAUAGAAAUUCAUUCAAGCAAAAACCAAAAAUAAAAGUAACAAACGCAAAGUAAAAAA
Drosophila innubila is the source of this 2399-nucleotide messenger RNA. It is a transcript of the gene dpr4, whose product is annotated as limbic system-associated membrane protein. NCBI's taxonomy places the organism in Eukaryota, Metazoa, Arthropoda, Insecta, Diptera, Drosophilidae. Bases 905 to 1870 code for a protein of 321 amino acids. The transcript has 6 exons. Gene Ontology annotation, cellular component: neuron projection membrane. Gene Ontology annotation, biological process: synapse organization. The record is from RefSeq and is a predicted model, not a curated record.